AUGGCUAUGAUGGACAAAUAUGGAUAAAUAGUUGGUGCAGAUUUUACAAGCAAGGUACGUGUUAUUAUUGAAGCAAGUGGGUUUAUUGAGAAGUAAAAUUUAUAUCCUCCUAUUUUAGAGGGUACUAGUAUUUUUGAUGUAGUUGGUGGAAUCGCUGUGAUUUCUGGUAUAAUUGCAGUUGGAGCACCAGGGACAUCAUAUAAACUUGUUUUCUCUUCUGAUGGAAUUGAUCUUAGCAAAGAUUCCAACAAAAUAGUUUUUAAAUAAGGAGGAAACCUAGAAUUUAAUAUAGAAAUUAAUCUUAGAGAAUGUGAGGUUGGAGAGUAAUUUACUGUUGUCGGUAAGUGUUAACUUUGUCAAGGUAGUUAUUCAUUAACCUAAAUGACUGAGCCUGGCAGUUGUGAAGUAUGCCCAAAAGAAAAAGCAAAAUGCUUAGGAGGUGCGAAAAUUGGGCCUCUUCCUGGGUAUUGGAGAAGAAAUAAUAAAUCUAACAGUUUCACUCAAUGUCUUUACGAACUCGCUUGCUUGGGAAUGAUUCCACCCAAAAAUAACAUUUUAGGAGAAUGUUUAAAGGGAUACUAAGGAAUAUUAUGUGCUGAUUGUGAAGUUGGUUUUUCCAGAGAUAAUGACUAUCAAUGCUCUUUGUGCCCUAAUCCUUUUCUAAAUGUUCUGAGAUUAAUAGCAGUACUGGCUGCAGUUAUAAUAUUGAUUGUAUUAAUGAUAAGGUCUACUUUAAAAGGAGCAAUGGAAAUUAAUAAUGUUACAAAUGGUCUUAGCAGAUAGUAUAAUAUUUUAGUUCAACAAACUAAAUAGCUACUGUAUCUACUUAAAUAUUUAGCUUUGACUGCUUUCUUGAUACAAGAAACCUUGAUAAAGUAUAAAAUGAUCUAGAAAUUGAGUGCUGGUCACCAGUUCACAAAGUUUACAGCUAUUUUUUAGCCUUACCAAGUAUUAUUGUUUGGGGAUUAGGGAUUCCUUUUUUUGCAUUUGUAAUUCUAAUAAAAAGAAGGAAAAAAUUACAUACGUUUGAUGUAUUACAAAGUUAUGGUUUUUUAUUCAGAGGCUAUCGAAAAGAAUAUUAUUUCUGGGAAAUAGUGA
Molecule: messenger RNA, 1098 nt
Organism: Stylonychia lemnae
Lineage: Eukaryota; Ciliophora; Spirotrichea; Sporadotrichida; Oxytrichidae
Source: the annotation of a GenBank genome assembly